Messenger RNA from Pleuronectes platessa (European plaice), 655 nucleotides. Its product is annotated as protein unc-13 homolog B. Gene Ontology annotation, molecular function: syntaxin-1 binding; diacylglycerol binding; calmodulin binding. The coding region runs from base 50 to 655 and encodes 201 amino acids. The transcript has 4 exons. Gene Ontology annotation, biological process: presynaptic dense core vesicle exocytosis; dense core granule priming; neuromuscular junction development. The record is from RefSeq and is a predicted model, not a curated record. Lineage: Eukaryota; Metazoa; Chordata; Actinopteri; Pleuronectiformes; Pleuronectidae. Gene Ontology annotation, cellular component: terminal bouton; synaptic vesicle membrane; plasma membrane.
ACACACACAGACACACAAACAGAUAUGACUUGUGUGUUUCUAACUCUAAAUGUCUCUUCCUGUUGUCUCAGUGCACGAGGGGAUGGGCAUCAGAGUCACUGGCAAUGAAAAGAUUCGACCUGAUCGGGGUUCAGGGGUCCAGAGGCCGAUCGGAGAAGCCGUCCUGCAGAUCGAUAUGAUGCUCGGGAAAGAACGUAAGGUCAACGUCAGAGUCAUCGCAGUGAACGACAUGAAGUGGCAGACGUCCGGGAUGUUCCGGCCUUUCGUCGACGUCUCCGUGGUCGGUCCCUUCCUCGCCGACAAGAAGCGCAAGCUCACCACGAAAUCCAAGAACAACAGCUGGACGGCGAAGUUCAACGAGUCCUUCCAGUUCACCCUGGGUAAGGAGUCUCCAGACUGCUACGAGCUCCAGGUGACGGUGAAGGAUUACUGCUUCGGCCGGGCGGACCGGGUGGUCGGCAUGGCCGUGGUGCAGCUGCGCGACGUCGCCGACCGCAAGAGCUGCGUGUGCUGGUGUCCCCUGGGGCCGCGCAUCCAGACGGACGAGACGGGCAUGACGGUGAUGCGCAUCCUGUCCCAGCGGCCGGCCGAUGAGGUGGCCAAGGAGUUUGUCAAGCUGAAAUCUGAGAUCCGUCCUGUGGAGGAGGGAAGAUGA